Molecule: messenger RNA, 860 nt
Organism: Formica exsecta
Lineage: Eukaryota; Metazoa; Arthropoda; Insecta; Hymenoptera; Formicidae
Product: DNA primase large subunit-like
Exons: 3
Coding region: 108-716 (202 amino acids)
Biological process (GO): DNA replication, synthesis of primer
Cellular component (GO): alpha DNA polymerase:primase complex
Source: RefSeq, a predicted model, not a curated record
GAUGCAAAUAUUUAAAAAUGAAAAGACUGCAACUGAAAUAACUCUGAUUGAGUUAUGCAAAUUCUACUUGCAACCUUUAAUUUUUAAACAUCUAGUAUCAAAUUGUCAUGAUUGCACUGAUUUUCAAUAUGAAAAAAAAUGCUGCUCAUGGAAACAUAACUAUUGAUAACAUAGACGCAAAAGCACAAAAAUUUCCCUUAUGUAUGCAACAUUUACAUUCUGUGUUAAGAAGCAGACAUCGUCUUAGUCAUUAUGCUCGCUUAUACUAUAGCCUUUUUCUAAAAGAAAUUGGGAUGGAAUUAGAAGAUUCAAUCAUAUUUUGGAAGCAAGAAUAUUCCAAGCCACAUACUUGUUCUUCAAUAUGUUCACAUAAUUGGCAAUCAAAUGAAAAAAAAUUCAUAUAUAGCAUUAGACAUAUGUAUGGUUUAGAAGGAUCUCGAAGAAAUUAUAAGACACCUGACUGUAAUUUAAUUUGUGGUGGUAUUAGUGCAAUGUACGAAGGUGGUUGUCCUUUCAAAGAUUUUAAUGUGGAUACACUCAAAAAUCUUUUACACACUUCAUUAACUGAAGAUGAAGCAGACAGACUUAUAAAUAACAUGUCUAGUAAAAGUCCAGAAGUUCUUUGCAGCGCUUUUUUGAGACUUUUAUGCAAAGACAGUAUUGAUAAUGGUAUUAUUAAAAGUCCGAUAGAAUAUUAUCACAGAAUAAAUGAUUAAAUAUUUGUGUCCUAUUGAUAAAUCUGUAUAAUAAUUUGUACUAUCUAUUCUUGCUGAUAUUUUAAAUUAAUACUUGUAUAUUAUCAAAAAAUUUCAUCAAGAUAGAAAUUUUGUCAAUAAAUCUUUUGUAAAUAUUAUUAAAAA